UCGGGAAUUUCUCAACGGAGACCGGAAGGGUCAGAGACUGAACGGCGGAGCGAAAGUAAACAGUGUUGGGGAUUUAGCAGGGAAGCAUACGAACCUUGACGGCUUACUUUUUUUUGUUAACUUUUUCCUUCUAAACACGAGUGUUUUUUUCACAAGUUCAUGAAAAAGAAGCGAGGACGCUGCCCCACCGCUGCCGUGUUCGAGACUCCUCGGUUCAUGGACACCAAUAUACGGAAGUAGCUCCCUCGGCGGUGGCGAACACUUUAUUCGUGCCAGCCGGUGAAGUUGGAUGUUAAGCGUGAAGUUUCUGGUAUAUCGACGAGAACGAGGAUCUGAAUGUUGCACAAUUCUGCAAUGGAAUUUGGUAAUGCGCUCUGCAUUAAAAUGAGACGGUCUGGCAGGAAUGAAGAACUAAUUCCUCCCUCCCCUAAAGGACUACACAUCCAUUUUUAUCUGCCAAACAUUGAGCACCUCUGUUAUUCAAAGGGAGCGUUUAGAACAGAAGAUCUUUGCACAGACGCUGCCAAAAAAUGCAAUAUUUCUCCACUGUGCUACAACCUCUUUGCACUCUAUGAUGAGAGCAAAAAUGUCUGGUACCCGCCAAACCACAUCUUUGAGGUUGAUGAAAACAAAUCUGUUAAACUGCAUUAUCGCAUGAGAUUUUACUUCACAAACUGGCACGGGACAAAUGAAAAUGAGCCCCCUGUGUGGCGACACUCACUGAACAAACAGAGAAAUGGUUAUGGUCCCAAGAAGAUGCCCGAAGGCACACCGCUCCUUGAUGCCUCAUCUCUGGAGUAUCUGUUCGCACAGGGACAGCAUGAUUUUGUUAAAGGCUCAGCUCCGGUACGAAAUCCACAAACCAACCAAGAAGUCCACGAGAUUGAAAAUGAAUGCCUUGGAAUGGCUGUUUUGGCAAUAUCACAUUUCACCAAUGAAAAUAAAUCUCAGCUGCCAGGGUCCUCAGGAGAUAUAAGUUACAAGCGGCACAUUCCAGAAUCCUUGAAUAAGAACAUCAAGCAAAGAAAUCUUCUGACACGCAUUCGAAUCAACAAUGUCUUCAAAAGUUUCUUGAAGGAAUUCAGCAACAAGACUUUUUCUGAUAGUAGUGUUACCCUCCAUGAUCUUAAAGUCAAGUACCUUUCCACCCUGGAGACUCUAACAACCAAUUUUGGGUCAGAAAUCUACAUUGUUUCCUACUUACAAAUAUCUUCAGAGAAUGAAAGAGAUACUCCAAACAGAUUUGACGGGGAAAACCAACAGCAGUAUGAAGUGCAAGUGUCUGGGAAUACUGGGAUACAGUGGAGGAUUAAACCAAAUGUUGCAGUCAUUUCAAAGGAAAAAUACAAAUCAAAGAAAAACAAAGUGGACAAAAAUAAGAAAGAUGCUUCUAAGGAAGGCUGGCACCUCUUCUCUGAUUUUAAUGAAAUUACACACAUCGUCAUUAAGGAAUCUGCUGUCACCAUUUACAAGCAGGAUAACAAAAAAAUGGAGUUGAUGCUGUCUUCUCGCGAUGAAGCGUUGUCGUUUAUUACACUUGUUGAUGGUUACUUUAGACUCACGGUAGAUGCCCACCAUUAUCUAUGUACUGAUGUUGCUCCACCUUCAGUUGUUCACAACCUUCAGACAGGGUGCCAUGGGCCAAUUUGUACUGAGUACGCCAUUCACAAGCUAAAAGCUGAAGGAAAUGAAGAGGGCAUGUAUGUCUUAAGGUGGAGCUGCACAGACUAUAACAACAUUCUAAUGACAGUAGCUUGUAAUGAGAUUGAUGAAUUACCUUCCAACUUGAGGCCAAACAAGCAAUAUAAAAAUUUUCAGAUUGAAGUUACGAGCAAAGGAUAUACAUUGUGUGGAACAACCGUGGUCCACCCAACACUGAAAGAUCUUAUGGAACACUUAUCAGGCCAGAUUUUGAAGACCGACAAUGUCAGCUUCCAGCUUAAGAGAUGUUGCCCCCCCCAGCCACGAGAAAUAUCUAAUCUCCUUGUUGUGACCAAGAACAGAGGUCAGGAUGCCCAACAAGACACAAAUAGCUACAAUCAGCUGAGCCAGCUCAGUUUCCAUAGGAUACGCAAGGAAGAGAUCACCCAGGGAGAUCAUCUUGGUGUAGGCACUAGAACCAACAUUUAUGACGGCACUCUCACUUACAACAGUGGCGAAGAUGGUGAUGAGUUUUAUACGAGUAAAGUAAAAGUGGUUUUAAAAGUGCUGGGCUCUGGACACCGGGACAUCUCACUGGCUUUCUUUGAAACAGCCAGUAUGAUGAGACAGGUUUCUCAUAAACAUAUUGUACUUUUGCAUGGAGUCUGUGUUCGAGAUGUGGGAAAUAUCAUGGUGGAAGAAUUUGUUACAUUUGGUCCUUUAGACAUUUUUAUGCGUCGGAAAAAAAAAUCCCUCACCACUCCAUGGAAGUUUCAAGUUGCUAAACAAUUAGCAAGUGCUCUGAGCUACUUGGAAGACAAGAAAUUAGUCCAUGGAAAUGUAUGCUCAAAGAAUAUUCUCCUGGCAAGAGGGGGGCUGGAUGGUGAAGGAGGUCCAUUCAUCAAAUUGAGUGAUCCUGGGAUCCCAGUCACUGUUCUUACAAGAGAAGAGCGUGUUGAGAGAAUUCCAUGGAUCGCUCCUGAAUGUGUUGAAAACACAGAUGAUCUCAGUGUAGCUGCAGAUAAGUGGAGUUUUGGAACAACUCUGUGGGAGAUCUGUUAUAAUGGAGAGGUACCCUUAAAGGAUAAGAAGCUGACAGAGAAGGAGAGAUUCUAUGCAGCACGCUGUGUUUUGACAACACCAGACUGCAAAGAACUUGCUGACCUCAUGAAACAGUGUAUGAACUAUGACCCCAAGAAAAGGCCAUUCUUCAGAGCGAUCAUGAGAGAUAUUAACAAGCUGGAAGAACAGAACCCAGAUAUUGUUUCAGUAACUGUGCCAACAACUGAGGUGGACCCAACUGUAUUUGAGAAGAGGUUCCUUCAGAAAAUAAGGGAUUUGGGAGAGGGUCACUUUGGAAAAGUCGAGUUGUGCAGGUAUGACCCAGAGGGAGACCGCACUGGUGAGCUUGUGGCUGUCAAGUCUUUGAAACCAGAGAGUAAUGAAGAGCAUAAAGCAGACCUCCGCCGAGAAAUAGACAUUCUGAAGAACCUCUAUCAUGAAAACAUUGUGAAAUACAAAGGAAUUUGUACAGAAGAAGGAGGACGAGGUAUGAAACUGAUAAUGGAAUUUCUGCCUUCUGGUAGUCUUAAAGAGUAUCUUCCCCGAAAUAAGCACAAAAUCAACUUAAAGCAACAACUCAAUUAUGCUGUGCAAAUCUGUAAGGGAAUGGAUUACCUUGGAUCACUGCAGUAUGUGCACCGUGACCUGGCUGCCCGCAAUGUUCUUGUUGAAAAUGAAAAUACAGUCAAAAUAGGAGAUUUUGGCCUGACCAAAACGAUUCAGACAAAUAAAGAGUACUACACAGUAAAAGAUGAUCUGGACAGUCCAGUGUUCUGGUAUGCCCCUGAAUGUUUGGUGCAGUGCAAAUUCUACAUAGCUUCAGAUGUUUGGUCAUUUGGCGUCACAAUGUACGAGCUGUUGACCUACUGUGAAUCUGAGUUCAGCCCCAUGACGAUGUACUUAAAAAUGAUUGGUCCAACUCAAGGACAGAUGACAGUGACAAGACUUAUAAGAAUCCUGGAACAAGGGAAACGCCUCCCAUGUCCUAAAGGAUGUCCAGAAGAGGUGUACAGCAAGCUGAGGAAAUGCUGGGAGCACUGCCCAAAUGACAGAACCAGUUUUAAAAACCUCAUCAAUUCAUUUGAGGCCCUCAUUAAUAAACUGUGACAGCCUGUACCACCAGAGAAAUGAGCCUCUCCAUGCUGUUCAACUGGACCCGCUGUGGCACUUUUCAGUGGUUUAGGAACUUUUCUGCAUGAAGCACAUUUAUAAAACCUGUGUA
This is a messenger RNA of Erpetoichthys calabaricus (reedfish), 3925 nucleotides long. RefSeq names its product Janus kinase 1 (gene jak1). Gene Ontology annotation, biological process: hemopoiesis; cytokine-mediated signaling pathway; cell surface receptor signaling pathway via JAK-STAT. The record is from RefSeq and is a predicted model, not a curated record. NCBI's taxonomy places the organism in Eukaryota, Metazoa, Chordata, Cladistia, Polypteriformes, Polypteridae. Gene Ontology annotation, cellular component: cytoskeleton; cytosol; membrane. Bases 337 to 3810 code for a protein of 1157 amino acids. Gene Ontology annotation, molecular function: cytokine receptor binding; ATP binding; non-membrane spanning protein tyrosine kinase activity. The transcript has 24 exons.